Molecule: messenger RNA, 279 nt
Organism: Anisakis simplex (herring worm)
Lineage: Eukaryota; Metazoa; Nematoda; Chromadorea; Rhabditida; Anisakidae
Source: the annotation of a GenBank genome assembly
AUGGAGGAGUGCAGACGCACAAUAACGGUUUGGAUGAAGAACCGUCGCAGUCAUGUGGAACGUUUCAAUUCGAUCCUGUGGCGAGUGAAGAAUGUGAAUCGUAUCGGUGAGACGGCUUGUGGUUUCCCGGACGGUAGUGGCCAGUUGGUUGAGCUGGAAUGGACGAACGCUCUGAGAAGAUUUCCACCGUCAAUCCUCGAAAUUUGCUCAUCACACGCACCGCUCACUUCGUUGGUGAAUGCCUUUCGACUACUUCCUGCUGAAACGGUUCGGUUUUGA